AUGCCCCGGGUGGCGGUGGCGGCCCUGGCGCUGGCAGCUGCCGCGGCAUUCGGCCCGCUGGCCGCGGGUGCGCGAGCCCCGCAGCAGGGCGGCUUCGCCGAGGACUUGCUGAGCCUGUUCGGGGAGAACCGCAGCCUCUCGGCGGCCCAGCUCUCCCACCUGCUGCAGACGCUGGGAGCCGCGCGGGAGCAGGGGGCAGCGCUGCAGGGACAGCACCACCUGCACCACAACGAGUGCAUGUCUGGUGAGGACAUCUUUUCACUUCAUGGUUUUCCAAACAACAGCCAGAUAACAAAUUCCAGCUUCUCUGCAAUAUGUCCGGCUGUCUUACAACAGCUGAUUUUUCACCCUUGUGAUAGUUCAUCAAAGCACAAGAACAAAUCUAAACCGACUCCUUCAGAAGUUUGGGGGUUUGGGUUCCUUGCUGUGACUAUCAUCAACCUGGCAUCUCUCCUUGGGUUGGUUUUAACUCCUCUCUUGAAGAAGCCAUAUUUCCCCAGGAUUUUAACCUAUUUUGUGGGCUUGGCCAUUGGGACGCUCUUUUCCAAUGCGAUUUUCCAGCUAAUUCCAGAGGCAUUUGGAUUUGAUCCUAAAACUGACAACUAUGUUGAGAAAGCAGUAGCUGUGUUUGGUGGAUUCUAUAUUCUCUUCUUUGUGGAAAGGAUUCUUAAAAUGAUACUGAAGACCUAUGGCCAGACUGGCCACACUCAUUUUGAAAAUCAUGAACAGAAUCCUCCUCAGGCUAAGGGUAAUCCACCCAUACCAUUGAAAUCUGAUAAUGGGAUAACAUGCUAUGCAAAUCCAGCCAUAAUAGAGCCUAAUGGAAACCUCAGUUUUGACACAGUUAGUGUGAUCUCUGCUCAGGAAGAGAAAACCCAAAGCUGCUUAUGUUUAAAGGGACCCACAUUGUCAGAGAUUGGAACAAUUGCCUGGAUGAUCACGCUGAGUGAUGCUUUGCACAACUUCAUUGAUGGUCUGGCUAUUGGUGCGUCCUUCACCCUCUCUCUGCUUCAGGGACUUAGUACAUCUAUAGCAAUCCUAUGUGAGGAGUUUCCUCAUGAACUGGGGGAUUUUGUCAUUUUGCUAAAUGCAGGAAUGAGCACCUACCAGGCUCUGUUUUUCAACUUUAUUUCGGCAUGUUCUUGCUACAUUGGUCUGGCUUUUGGUAUAUUAGUGGGCAGCAACUUUGCUCCUAACAUUAUCUUUGCAAUAGCUGGCGGUAUGUUCCUGUACAUUUCUCUGGCAGAUAUGUUCCCAGAGAUGAGCGACAUGCUGAGGGAGAAAGUGACUGGAAGGAGAACAGAUUUAACCUUCUUCCUCAUUCAGAACGCUGGUUUACUAACAGGAUUUGCUGCUAUACUGCUGAUUACUGUGUAUGCAGGAGACAUUGAGUUGGAAUAAUGAGAUUCUGAAGAUGGCACUAAUAACGAAGGAUAUUAGUAAAUUAGAAAUGGAAGAACUCUUGAAAUCCAUAAAGGGACUUUAAAUUAAUCUACCUGGUUUAAAACAAUGACCCUGUUUUCUUCUGCAAAUCACAGAAAGUUAGCCUCUUCUUUUAGGGUUCCCAAAUCAGUCCUAUAAAAUGGGCCAUCAACUUCUGAGUAUUACAAGCAAUGGAUUCAAACACUUGUGAAGGUGUCAGAUGUACCUGCACAAUGGUAAAAAGAGGAUGUUACAUUCAGUGGAUGAAGCAGGAGGCAGCUAUAUGUAUUCCAUAUGACUUGGAUUUAAAAAAAAAAAAAAAGUUUGCCAGGAUGGAAAUUAGUACAAAAAGAAAAUAGUAAGGUUCAUACUC
Molecule: messenger RNA, 1795 nt
Organism: Gopherus flavomarginatus (Mexican gopher tortoise)
Lineage: Eukaryota; Metazoa; Chordata; Testudines; Testudinidae
Gene: SLC39A8
Product: solute carrier family 39 member 8
Exons: 8
Coding region: 1-1401 (466 amino acids)
Biological process (GO): intracellular zinc ion homeostasis; zinc ion import across plasma membrane
Cellular component (GO): membrane
Molecular function (GO): zinc ion transmembrane transporter activity
Source: RefSeq, a predicted model, not a curated record